CCAUCCCUCCAUAAGUAGUGGUGGUUCGUUGUCUGUACUUGCAGUCGCUCGGGUGGCGUCGUUGACUUUGGUGGUGAUCCCAGAUAGGUCAUCCAUGAUGGGGACUGGAACGAGAUGGAUGGGGUCCAUGCUAUUGGUAGCCUUCUUCUUUUCUGGAGCUUUAGGAAGCUACAUGAUUAUAAUACCAAACUCCUUGGAACUGGGUGGAAAGAUGCAAGUCUGCAUCACUGUAGAUGACAACACAGCUCCUGCCGGGAAACUGACGUUCAGCGGGGUUGGACAAAGGUACAUAUCCUACUCAGAACGAAAGGAAAAUCCAGAUAUAGACGCGGGAGUUGUCGUCUUACCCACAACGACAAUCGACGUUCCUGCUGGACGCAAGAACUUCUGCAAAGAAAUGGGCUCGUCUACCUCGGAACAUUUCCUGCACGAUGCAUCUCUGAACAUCCUGGGGGAAAUAGCUGGAGUCAGCGUCAACUACACAGAGAACAUUGAAGUUGAAAACCAGAAGAAAGUGACUGUCAUACAGACAGACAAGUACUUAUACCAACCUGGACAGACGGUGAAGUUUAGGAUCCUCACUUUUUCUGGGUCUUUCAUGGACAUAUCGACAAAGAAUUACCCUAUUGUGUGGGUGACGUCACCCUCACAAACACGGAUAGCACAGUGGAGGAAUGUCGACAAUUCGGACGGCCUGGUUCAUCUGGAGAUGACGCUGGUGGAGGAGCCCGAAGAGGGUACUUACAGAAUUCACGUCCAGAAUGAAGAUUUAUCAGAGGAAACGACCAACUUCAAGGUGGAGGAGUAUGUUCUUCCCCGGUUCGAGGUGACGAUCGAGUCUCCUAAGUACGUCUUGUCACGUGAUACCGGCUUCUCCUUCAAAGUUUGUGCUAAGUAUACUUUUGGGCAGCCAGUCAGUGGAGAGUUGUCUGUUAGAAUCAGCAAUAACGGACAGAAGAAAUGUUACACCACCAUAACACGGAACGAAACAUUCAGUGGAUGUAAGGAGUUCGAAGUGGUGAACUCGGAUAUGAGAACUGUCGACUGCAGUAUCUAUUCAGUAUCCGUCAGAGCCUUGCUUACUGAGGAAGGUACCGGUGUUGAGAUGACACAAUCUUCUAGCAUCGAAGUAUCGAGGACUCCCGUUAGUUUCAAGACCGUCUACAACGAUCGAUACAUGAAGUACAACCUUCCGUACACUCUUCGGGUCCGAGCUGAACUCCCAGAUGGUGGCCCAGCUGGUGGUACCCUUGUCGAGGCGUGCUUCGAUGGCGGCUGCUCCAACUUCACCACGAAUCCUGAUGGUAUCAUCACUAUCAAUGUCAUGAAAUUCGACAGCCGGAGGGUCGUGAUGAAGAAUCUAAUCAGUUUAGCAGACACUUAUGAUGCCUCCUUCACUGCAACCAUAGACCGCUAUUACUCCCCUUCAAAUUCAUCUUUAAUGAUCUAUGCUCCCGAGGAUGAACUCAAUUGUGUACCAGGUGAAAAUACGGAGUAUAACCUCCAGGUGCUAUUCUCUACUCCAGACCUUACAUCGGCAGUAAUGAACGUCCAGGUCGUAUCCAGGAACAAGAUCCAGCAUUGGAUAACAGAAGAAUACGAAUUCAAGGCAAGUGCUCUGCCUGGCCAAGACGGCAAAAGCUUAGGAGCCAGAGCAGGCACAGUUGGCGCCAUAAAUAUCCCUCUCAGCCUCGCGUCAACAGUAACUCCGGAGGCCUGGGUUUUGGUAUGGUAUAUCCGAGCAGAUGGGGAGGUUGUAUCCGAUUCCAGAGAACUGAAACUGAAGAAAUGUUUACCAAACAAAGUUGAUUUUAGCUGGUCCGUUGAAGAAGCACAGCCGGGAGAACAAGUCACUAUGUCUCUUACUUCGGAAUCUCGUGCUCUCUGCAGCAUAGGUGUUGUGGAUAGGUCCACCGAACUACUGACGCCAGAAUCGAACGCCCUGACCGAGAACUCUUUCUUCUCUGUACUGAAUUCCUACAGUUUCCGAUGGAGGCGAUCCAAGGUCAACGAUUACCUCUACUGCAGGGAGAAACACUCGACUGAGUCAGGAAGAUCGCACUAUGGAUACUACACAGACUUCGUUGAUUCUUUCAAAAUGUUUGAUGAUACUGGAGUUAGUGUGUUCUCUGAUCUCGAACUAGAAACAAGACCGUGUGAAAAGCAAGAACGUGAAAAAUUCUACGGACCCAGCAGAUCAUUUUCCUCAGUCGGUGGAAGUCGAAAUCGUAUCGCAGCAGCUCCUAUGGGAUCUCCAGGUGCUCCAGCUAUGGACUAUGAUGAAUCACAGCCCGAAAUGUCUUUCACGAGCGCCGAUAUGACUUCUGUAGAGACCGACGAAAGUAACCCAAGAACUGAUUUUCCUGAGACUUGGCUCUGGGAUCUUGUUCGCCUACCAGAAACUGGUGUCAGUUCCGGACCUGUGACUGUACCGGACACCAUCACAGAAUGGGCAGGAAAAGUGGUCUGCGUCCACCCGGAUAAAGGCAUAGGAUUGUCGAAGCGAACCACCAUCAAGACUUUCACGUCCUUCUUCCUUGAUCUCACGCUGCCGCCUUCCGUUAAGAGAGGAGAGAUUCUCCCUGUCAAAAUAUCCAUUUUCAACUACUUGUCAGAAAAGCUACCCGUGACCGUGUCCUUGGAAGAGAGUUCAGAGUACGAAAUGCUUGAAAAGUCUUUGGCAAAUCUUUGCAUCGGGUCGAACGAAAUGCAGGUCCACACAGUCAAGAUCCGACCCCUCGUCAUCGGCGACGUCAACAUCUCGGUGUCAGCCUUCGUAGACAGUCGACAUUCGGGUUCGUGUGGAAAGGUAGAUCCUCGUCUUGAAAAACGGGAUGCUAUGAUUAAGCCAAUCGUUGUAGAAGCUGAUGGAUUCCCAAGAGAAAAAACCUGGAACAGAUAUAUCUGCUCAGAUGACAUGGCGGAGGAAGGAGGCGCACAGGAAAGCUGGGAGGUCAGCGCUCCGCCAGCAAUCGUCGAAGGAUCAGACAGAGGGUGGGUGGUGGUUGCUGGAGAUCUGUUGGCAGUUUCUGUUGAGAAUCUCGGCCAUCUUAUCCGUAUGCCUUACGGAUGUGGAGAACAGAACAUGCUCAACUUCGCUCCCAACAUCUUCAUCAUGCAAUAUUUGGAGGCAACAAAGCAGAGCGCCCCCGAGGCCAGGGAGAAACUCAUGAAAUUCAUGAAAACAGGCUAUCAACGACAGCUGCUGUACCUUCGUCAUGAUGGUUCUUUCAGCGCAUUUGGCAACGCCGACGAAACCGGGUCAACAUGGCUGACGGCGUUUGUGCUGAAGUCCUUUGCAUUGGCGAGGGAAUAUAUUUUGAUUGACCAAAAAACCAUAAACAUGACAAGCAAAUGGCUCCGAAAGCAGCGGCAACCUGGUGGUUGUUUCCUGUCCGUGGGAACAACAUUCAGUAAAGCCAUGAGAGGUGGCAUAAAAGAAGAUGGUUCUUCGGUGCCUUUGACUGCUUAUGUCAUGAUUUCUCUCCUGGAAGCUGGCGAGGAGAGUUCACUGUCUUCCGCAUCAAGUGCUGCUGAGUGUCUGAGGGCUGACUCUUCGAAAAACCCAUACAUACUUGCUCUUAAGGCUUAUGCCUUCUCCCUUGCCAAAGACGACACUGCCCAGAGACUUUUGGGCGAAUUGCUACCUCUUGCUAUCGAUGAUGGAAAGUCACUCCAUUGGGAACUACCUCGCUCUUCAUGGGGAAGCAGAUCACUUGAAGUAGAAACAGCUGGGUACACUAUUCUUGCUAUGUUAAGAACUAAUGCAAAGAUGUACGAACAGGAAGUUCGGAAACUUGUCAAGUGGAUCACUUAUCAGAGAAACGGAUACGGAGGCUUCAUUUCAACUCAGGACACAGUGAUAGCCCUGCAGGCAAUGGCUAGCUUCGAGACUCACUUGAGCAGGGGUGACUUGAAUGCCGUCGUCACAGUCAAAUCAACAGGUCUGACCCACUCCUUUAAAGUUGAUGAGCAAAACAAACUCCUGCAACAGCAGGUCACAGUACCGUCGUUCCCCACGACCAUCAGCUUGAACUUGGAAGGAACAGGUUGCACUCUUAUGCAGGCUGUCCUCCGUUACAACAUUCCUGAACCAGAACCGAGCGAUGCCUUUGGUCUGACUGUCAAUACUCGAACCGUCCGAGAUAAGGCUUGUGUCACGAAACAGGUGGAAUUCUGCGCAUCGUACCUUCUCUCAGAUAGUGGAAAAUCCAAUAUGGUGGUUAUCGAACUCAAUCUUGUGUCUGGGUAUAUCCCAAAUAAAGAUGAUCUAAAGAGAUUGGUUGGGAGCUCGAACGCAAUCAAACGUUAUGAAGUAGACGGAAGCAAGGUAUCUUUUUACAUCGAUGAGCUGACCAGUGAACGGCUCUGUGGUGACAUCAGCAUAAUACGUGAAGUCACCGUGGAAGACGUUAAGCCAGGUUCAGUGGUCGUCUAUGAUUACUACCAGCCUGAGUUUUCGUUAAGCAAGUCCUACACGCUACCUCCUGUAGAUGACUGUCUUUAUGCUGUAUAAAGAAGUUUUGGCAGUUCCCCUUACCUGGACUCUACUUGGCGUCGCAGAAGAAAACACAAUGAAAAAUAAUUACUUUUGAACAUUUACCUCAUGUUUGCCUACCUACUUAUUGUAGGUUUAUCCAUUAAGAUAUUUUUUUAAGAUCUGUCGAAUGGUAACAUCAGCCAAAAUCUGUAGGGAAUAAAUUUUUAACUGUGUGGGUUACUUUGUACAAAAGAGACAUCUUUCUCUUGACAUUUAAUAAAUUAAAAAUUCA
Messenger RNA from Macrobrachium nipponense, 4772 nucleotides. RefSeq names its product alpha-1-inhibitor 3-like. Gene Ontology annotation, cellular component: extracellular region. NCBI's taxonomy places the organism in Eukaryota, Metazoa, Arthropoda, Malacostraca, Decapoda, Palaemonidae. Gene Ontology annotation, molecular function: endopeptidase inhibitor activity. The record is from RefSeq and is a predicted model, not a curated record. The transcript is spliced from 27 exons. Bases 95 to 4516 code for a protein of 1473 amino acids.